This is a messenger RNA of Cavia porcellus (domestic guinea pig), 1528 nucleotides long. It is a transcript of the gene Scamp3, whose product is annotated as secretory carrier membrane protein 3. Gene Ontology annotation, biological process: protein transport. Bases 130 to 1224 code for a protein of 364 amino acids. The transcript is spliced from 9 exons. Lineage: Eukaryota; Metazoa; Chordata; Mammalia; Rodentia; Caviidae. Gene Ontology annotation, cellular component: trans-Golgi network membrane; recycling endosome membrane. The record is from RefSeq and is a predicted model, not a curated record.
UCAGCCAAUCCGUGCACAGAAGAACUGGGCGGACCAAGAGGAGCGGUGGGAGCUCAGGGCCACCGCUGCCGCCACUGCCGCGGCAGGGGCUUGUAAGGGCAGGGGGCGGCUGAUCCCGCAGUAACAAACAUGGCCCAGAACCGAGAAGGCGGAAACCCGUUCGCCGAGUCUGGCGAGCUGGACAACCCCUUUCAGGAUCCAGCUGUGAUCCAGCACCGGCCGAGCCCGCAGUAUGCCACGCUUGAUGUAUACAACCCUUUCGAGACCCGGGAGGUGAGCUGCUGGAGACCACAGGAUCAAGAAGGGCAGAGUAUGACACCAGCGCCAGCUUAUGAACCUUCUGCUCCUGCCUCUGUCCCUGCUCCCGCCCCCUCAGCUCCUUCCUUACAGUCUUCACGAAAGCUCAGCCCCACAGAACCCAAGAACUAUGGCUCCUACAGCACUCAGGCCUCAGCUGCUGCAGCCACGGCUGAGCUGCUAAAGAAGCAGGAGGAACUCAACCGGAAAGCAGAAGAGCUGGACCGCAGGGAGCGAGAGCUGCAGCAUGUUGCCCUGGGGGGCACAGCCACUCGACAGAACAAUUGGCCCCCUCUACCUUCAUUUUGCCCAGUCCAGCCCUGCUUUUUCCAAGAUAUCUCCAUGGAGAUUCCCCAAGAAUUUCAGAAGACAGUAUCCACCAUGUACUACCUCUGGAUGUGCAGCACUGCGGCUCUUCUCCUGAACUUCCUCGCCUGCCUGGCCAGCUUCUGUGUGGAUACCAACAGUGGCUCGGGCUUUGGGCUUUCUCUGCUCUGGGUCCUCCUUUUUACUCCCUGCUCCUUCGUGUGCUGGUACCGCCCCAUGUAUAAGGCUUUCCGGAGUGAUAGUUCAUUCAAUUUCUUCGUUUUUUUCUUCAUUUUCUUCGCCCAGAAUGUGCUCUUUGUCCUCCAAGCCAUUGGCAUCCCAGGUUGGGGGUUCAGUGGCUGGAUCUCUGCUUUGUCAGCACUGAAGAUCAACACUGCCGUAACUGUACUCAUGCUGCUGGUUGCCCUGCUCUUCACUGGCAUCGCUGUGCUGGGAAUUGUGAUGCUGAAGCGGAUCCACUCCUUAUAUCGACGCACAGGUGCCAGCUUUCAGAAAGCCCAACAAGAAUUUGCUGCUGGUGUCUUUUCCAACCCAGCAGUGCGAACCGCAGCUGCCAAUGCAGCUGCUGGGGCUGCUGAAAAUGCCUUCCGGGGGCCAUGAUUCCUGACUGGGAUGUCCUGGCCCUGCCUCUUGCAAGAGCUGACACAGCCCCUAUCCCUGAGGUCUCUGGGACUGGGGAGACAUCACUGGUUGAUGGCUUCUUUAUAAUGCCCCCAAAUUCACAGCCAUGACCGCUGAACCUGAUGUAGGGAUUCCAGGAGGCCACUGUGACCCCUGUCACUCCUUGGCCUUCCUCUCCUCAGACAACACUGCUGCCAUCACUCUUACACUCUGACCCAGCUUCCCUCUGCUGUGCCAAGGCCAUUGCUUCAGUUAUUUAAAUAAAAAGAAAGUGAAACUGGAA